AACAAAUAGUAAACGCAGUAAUAACUACUGGAAGUAAUAUAAUACAAACAUUCAUGACUUACCUAUCAACACAACAAUCAUAUUCAGAUGAAAAUAUAAAAAACUUUAUAACUUUGAAAGAAGGCAAACCCAAUCUAACAAAUGAUUAUAAACUAAUCAAAUUACUCGAAGAAUAUGAAAAUGACGUACCAGAAUUAAAAAUUGUAAUAUAUGCCAGUAUAGGAUUAUCAAUAAAUGAUAAACUCCAAUAUAAUGGCAAAUUUAAUUGGAAAAUAACCAGAAUAAUAGAAGAAAUAAAGCGCACAAAACAAAUAGGAAGUAAAAUAUAUGUAUUACACAUAGGCGUAUCAAAUACAGAAGAAGUAUAUCAACAAAUACAAACUAUACCUUCCCUACCACAAGAAAUAAGAGAAAUACAAGAUAAUGAAACACCCAGAGAAAAGAUUUACACUUUUCUAAACUGGCACAAAGAACAACAAGAACCUACUAAACAGUACUAUAAAAAUGAAAUAGCUGAGCAAGAAAGAAAUUACCAAUAUACAUAUGAUGAUGCUAUACAAAUUCAACCAUCUCAAUUUGUAAACAUGCCAAUGGCAGACAAACAACUAGUUAUGCAACAACUAGUAGGAGAAUCAAAUAGCAAUGGAGAUCCUAAAAAAUGA
Messenger RNA from Racocetra persica, 662 nucleotides. The record is from the annotation of a GenBank genome assembly. NCBI's taxonomy places the organism in Eukaryota, Fungi, Glomeromycota, Glomeromycetes, Diversisporales, Gigasporaceae.